Molecule: messenger RNA, 737 nt
Organism: Cuscuta campestris
Lineage: Eukaryota; Viridiplantae; Streptophyta; Magnoliopsida; Solanales; Convolvulaceae
Source: the annotation of a GenBank genome assembly
UUGGAAUCGAGACACAGCCCUCUUCCCUGUUCUCCUUCCUCGAUUCAGCAAACUCCCUCCUCAUUCUGGUGAAGCAGCAGCGAGACCCAAUAGCUUCCCGCUUAUGUGCACAGAGCUCCAUUACCGGUGAUGCGGAGGACCAGCGCGAUCGAGCGAUGGCUGUGAACCCAAACCGACGACGACAGCAGCCCUACCCCAUGAUUCCGAUGACCUUCAGCAGCGACAAGGGCGAUUGGGCGCCGACCAGCAACGGCAACUCGGGGCAGAGCUUCUGGCGGCAGGCUCUGCAGUUCCGUCAACCUUUUUCUGGUGACGGUGGUAUCCAAGAGCAGCAAGGUGGUCCUAAUGUCGGAAAUUAACGAUGGUGACGGUGACGGUCCUCGAAUUCUAUUUAUCCCGGUGACCCUCGGAAGCUAGGACAGUUAGGCAGCGGCUGCCUAGGCGUCAUCAUCAUCGGCCAAUGGCGAUUAGACAUGGUCGGCAAUGUGGUACGCGAUUGGUCAUGUCGACAAGAACCUUGGACAGCGGAGACGUGCCCGAUGGUGGUUCUUCGACCAUGUUGUUAGGAUACGGGAAAAAAAUUGAGGUGAGUAUGUGGACAUCUAACACUAGAUUAUGCAUCUAGGUUUGAAAUUCUGUUCAUAAUUAUUAUCGUGGUUGAUCUAUGUGACUUAUCUGUGUGAUUGUUGACUAUGGAUUCGGGGAUUGUUGUUGUUGAAUCAAAAAAGGGUAGUAUG